Nicrophorus vespilloides is the source of this 3510-nucleotide messenger RNA. It is a transcript of the gene conv, whose product is annotated as insulin-like growth factor-binding protein complex acid labile subunit. The transcript has 13 exons. NCBI's taxonomy places the organism in Eukaryota, Metazoa, Arthropoda, Insecta, Coleoptera, Silphidae. The record is from RefSeq and is a predicted model, not a curated record. Gene Ontology annotation, molecular function: protein binding. The coding region runs from base 172 to 3435 and encodes 1087 amino acids.
AAGAAUGCGUGCCGUAGGAGCUUUAACGAGAAGCGAGAAAUGUCCGUGAAGUGAGAACACAAAGCCAAAGUGGAAUAAAGUAUUUGCAGGAUCCGGAGGGCGUAUAAUAAAUACCUUCAUCCCUUGCACACUUGAAUAGGAAUUACGUAGUGGAAUAUAUCAAAUUGGAACAUGUGCGUCAGAGCGGUAAUCUUGUUGUUGGUGGCUUUACUUUGUGGAUUGGCAGCCGGUGGUUACAUCCCCCCAGGACCAAAGUACCGAUGUCCUGAGCAGAAAUUGCUACUGCAUCCUUGCACUUGCGAGACCGAAUCCGAUGUGGGAAUAAGCGUUCGCUGCGAGAAUACCAAUUUAGCCAGCAUGAGUAUUGGCCUGCAAAAUCUGGCCACCUUCAAAUUGCCCAUCGAAACGUUGACCUUGCACAAAUGUCAUAUUGCUCGUCUCUUUGGAAGUCUGCUGUACAAGUUAAAAUUGCGGAUACUUGUGAUCGAGGAUACGCCUUUGGAGAAGAUCGAGGAGUAUUCGUUCUUAGGUGUGAACAACACUUUGAACGAGCUCUACGUGUACAACAGCAUAUUGAAGGAGUUCCCCAAGGAAGCGUUUCAGAUUUUAGGUAAUUUGACGAUUAUGAAACUGGACGGACACAGGAUUACGACGCUGCAGAAAGAUGCGUUCUUCGAUACGGAACUGGCUGGUAAAUUGCUGAGGCUACAAAUAUCCAACGGGAAUUUAUCCGAUCUCCUUGUGGAGUCGUUGCAGCCUCUGAGGAAGCUUAAAUACCUGGAUCUGCACGGAAAUCAGUUGAAAACUUUGAAGAAGAACCAGUUCAAGGGGUUGAGAGACACCGAGGUGCUCGACCUGAGUCAUAACAAAAUAACGAAAAUUGAUGGAAGCCAUUUGGCCGAUCUGACUAAGCUCGGCUUCUUCAACGUGUCGCACAACGAAAUCACCGAACUCAGCAGGGGAGCUUUUGCGAGGAAUGCCGUACUGAAGCUGCUGAACAUGUCGCAUAACAAGAUCAGGAAACUGGAUUCGAACUCUUUCCGUGGCAUGCGUUUCUUGAGGAGACUUUUCCUGUCGGAUAACGCUAUCUCGGAUGUCGGGCGGGGAACGUUCGCUUCCAUCGGCAGGAUCGGAACCAUCGAUCUCGCCCGGAAUUCCAUCAAAAAGAUAGACUAUCAGAUGUUCCACCAGCUUAACUUCAUAGAGGUAUUGGAUGUAUCCGAAAAUAAUGUGACAGAGAUACAGAAGGGGGCUUUGAAAGAUUUGUUUUUGACGAAUAUCAAUUUUUCUCACAACGCGAUAGCUUCUAUAGAGAACGGGGCAUUCGUGAAUUGCGCCAACAUGACUAUACUGGAUUUGUCCUAUAACAAUCUGAAGAUGCUCCCUAAGAAGACUUUCGAUGAGACAACAUACGCAAGCGAGUUGAACAUGGCUUUCAAUUACUUAACCGAACUAAACCAGAUCCCGCUACACAAUAUGACCGGAUUGAAGAUCCUGAAUGUAACGUACAAUAUGCUAACGAAAAUACCGAGACACACCUUUCCAAAGUUGUACGAGCUUCACACUAUAGAUCUUUCCCAUAACAACAUCUCGGAAAUAUUCAAUGCCGUUUUCCAAACGCUUUUCUCUAUACGAAUUCUCGACUUAAGCUACAACAGUCUUGAGACCAUUAAACCAAGUACGUUCGGGCCGAUCCCGACGAUGUUAGAUUUAGAUUUGAGCUACAAUAGAAUACGUGAUAUGUCGAAGGGUGCCCUCGCACGUAUGGGUGGCAUGAGGCAAUUAAAGAUGAGCGGAAACGAGCUGCAUACGUUGUUCAUUCUGCCAAUAUCUGUCGCUCAUCUGGAUCUAUCUAGGAACAAAUUUGAGAAGAUACCGCCGAAGCUGUGGCCCUCGAUGAACUCGCUUCUAAGUUUGGAUUUAAGUUGGAAUCAAUUAAGCGAAGGCUUAGAGUCCGAGAGCUUCAAGGGACUGUUAACACUGCAGCGACUGAAUCUUGGUUAUAACGGGAUCAAGAAAGCGCCUUGGGCCGCCCUUGGUGAUCUAUCCUCCUUGCAGUACGUUUACAUGGAGGGCAACAACUUGACUAAAUUGGAUAAGGCCGCUUUCGGUCGUAUGCCUGUGCUGUUCGAACUGAACCUGGCCAACAAUCAGCUGAACAACAUCAGCGCGAGAGCUUUCGAGGGUCUGAUCCAGAUGAUCGUCCUCAAUUUAUCUAACAACAAUAUAUCGCACAUCCACGCAGAAGCAAUGAAGGGAUUGGUGGCGCUCCGAGAGCUGGAUUUAUCCUACAACAGAAUAGAGAGGAUUGACAACAAGACCCAUGGAUUAUUGAUGGAUUGCCUCUCAUUAGAGAAGUUGGACCUGAGCCACAACAAGAUCAGCUUCAUCAACAGGAAAACGUUCCCGAACGAGCCGUAUACGCCGUACAGGCUUAGGGAAAUUGAUCUAUCAUACAACUCGUUACCUGUUAUUACCUACGACAUCAGAUUCGGUACAUCGAAAGUGGAAAAACUCAAUGUUUCGCAUAACAACAUAGCGGAUUUAAGACGAGGAGCUCUCGGAAAUUUAACCAUGUUAAGAGAACUAGAUCUUUCCUUCAACAAUUUAGAGGAUAUAACUAGUGAAUUGGAAUCAUUUCGUUUACCGAAAAACAUGUCCAGACUACAUUUAUCUCAUAAUCAGUUAAGCUUGUUACCAUGGACGCAUAUCAAGAAUGUAACUAAACUCGAAUUGCUUGAUAUAUCGUACAAUAACUUUGAACGGUUUGAUAAUAAUUUAACUGAUUUGGUACUGCAUAACACAAACGUUGUUUUCGAAGGGAACCCUUUGAUUUGCGAUUGCUUUACACGUCCACUGCGAAGGUACAUUAAUAAACAACUGCACGUGAAACAGAUUUACAAAGAUAUCAGUUGUUUCGGCCCACCUUAUCUGGACGAAUUAUUUUUACACGAAGUUCCCGAUGACAGAUUAACCUGCCCGGGUAACGUAAACAUUUCGAGGAUCAUGGAGUCAGAACCAGGGGAGUACGACAUCACUCCAGAUUUUCGCUUCAGAUCAUUCCAGAUCAAAAAUAACCAGAUAAAGGUGAAGUGGCUGGUCGUCAAGAACGAGGACAUCGGAGAUCCUUAUAUAAUCAUCCAGAAUACCCGGCAGCCCGAUAAAUUGCUCUACGAGAACACUUUGCCGUAUUUCAAGAGGAGCGUCGAGAUCGACGUAGCAAAUUUGAGUGCAUCCGAGGAAGUUGCUCCUCUGGAUUUCAGCGAGUUCCAGCUGUGCGUCCUGGCCAGAGACAGUAGGGCCUUCGUGAGGAAUAACUACAAGGAGCAGUGCAAAGAUCUACCACCUGUUCUCGCGUUCGCUCAUCCUCUCCGCAACUCUGUGAUACUUACCAUUACUACUCUUAUACUCAAUCUAUAUUAUUUUAUCCUCUGAAGCAACCUUGUUUCAUUUACCAAAUAUAUAUAUGUUUAAGAUGUAAAUAUUUAUUUUCGUCAACAGAGACUUGUA